AUGGAGAGAACAAUCAGAGUGUACUCUGAGGUGGUGACGGUGUUUGGAGGGGAAGCACCCAAGGCAUAUCAAGGGAGAAGGAAUGUAGGACAGAAUGCGGUUGAUAGGUCUCUUCCUCCCUGUGUAGCGGAUCGGAAUUCCCUUGACAAGCGUAGUUUGAAGAUCACUGAGGGACUAUGGAUCCCUCCAAUGGAGAUCCCGCCGAUUAGCCGGUUCUUAGAUCGGUUGGGUAAAUACUGGAUGGACAAGGCGAAUCAGCCCCCAACAUCCAGGACGAAGAUGAGACAGAUCUCCGACAACAGCGACGAAGGAGAGCGCUGA
This is a messenger RNA of Aspergillus niger, 321 nucleotides long. RefSeq lists its product as hypothetical. Lineage: Eukaryota; Fungi; Ascomycota; Eurotiomycetes; Eurotiales; Aspergillaceae. The coding region runs from base 1 to 321 and encodes 106 amino acids. The transcript has 3 exons. The record is from RefSeq and is a predicted model, not a curated record.